Molecule: messenger RNA, 5323 nt
Organism: Patella vulgata (common limpet)
Lineage: Eukaryota; Metazoa; Mollusca; Gastropoda; Patellidae
Product: monocarboxylate transporter 10
Exons: 7
Coding region: 237-1838 (533 amino acids)
Biological process (GO): transmembrane transport
Molecular function (GO): monocarboxylic acid transmembrane transporter activity
Source: RefSeq, a predicted model, not a curated record
CGCAAACAGCUGAUCGAGGAACUCGUUACAUUUAAUACGUACUGUCAGCUGGCGAUUCUCGAUACAGUUAAAUCACAAUCCUGACCAGGCGCAAGUACACGGUAUUAUCUGAAAGAUAUCAUCUGCGGAAAGUGACCGUGACUCAACUUGUACUGGUCGAAUGCUUGGAAUAGGUUGCUGUUCACUGUGAUAGUUCGUCGAACAGUAUUCCAGAAAUAUUCAGAUAAAAAAAAGCAAUGACGUCGAAUGGAAGCAAGGAAAAGGAUUUUCUACAGGUUCCUCAAGAUGAAUUUAUUACAGUCCGUCCCAAACCAAAAAGAACAGUCGAUGUAAAUGCAGAGUUCACACCGCCAGAUGGGGGGUGGGGCUGGGUCGUAUGUAUCACUUCACUGUGGGUUAAUGGAACAGUAUUUGGUAUUUUGAAUACUUUUGGAAUACUGUAUGUUUCUAUGAGAGAAAAAUAUGCCAAGGAUGACCCCAGUAUUUCUUUCAAAACAUCCUGGGUUGGUUCUGUUUGUACUGGAAUGACAUUCUUAAUGUGUAUGAUAGCCAGUAUCUUCAGUGACCAAAUUGGUAUCAGAAAAACAGCAGCAUUUGGUGCAACCCUGGGCACCAUAGGACUUAUUGGUAGUGCCUUUGUAGAACAGUUAGAACUAUUAUAUUUAACCUAUGGCUUAAUCCUUGGACUUGGAUCAGCUUUUGCUUAUUCCCCAUCAUUAGUGAUAUUGGGACAUUAUUUUAAAAAGCACAUGGGUUUGGUGAAUGGUAUAGUUACAUUUGGUAGUGCUAUAUUUACCAUAGGUUUAUCUUUGGCACUUCCGCUUCUACUUGAAGAAGUUGGCCUGAAAUACACCUUUCUGUUUCUCUCGGGUUUAUAUGUGUUGUUAUUCGGGUGUGUUUUAACAUGGAAACCUAUGAUACAUUCAGAGUCCGCAUUAGCUGGUAUAGCCUUGUCAACAGAAAGUGUAUAUAACCAUUGUAAUUCCUUCUGUACAUGGACUCGUAAAUAUCUAAAUGUAAGAAUAUGGAGAAACAGAGGAUAUGUUGUAUGGGCGCUAUCAUGUGGCAUGUCACUGUUUGGUUACUUUGUACCUUUUGUUCAUCUGGUCAAACAUUGUAAAGAUUUAUUCCCUGAUGCUAAUGGAAAUUAUUUAGUCAUGUGUUUGAGUAUUACAUCUGGAGUUGGAAGAAUUGUCUGUGGAAAACUUGCUGAUAUGCCAUGUGUUAACAGAAUUCGAAUGCAGCAGGGUGCUUUUGCCAUAUUUGGUGUAGCAACACUGUGUAUUCCGUUUGCUGAUAAUUUUUACGGCUUAAUAGCAAUCUGUUUAGUUAUGGGAUUAUGUGAUGGUUUGUUUAUAUGUUUAAUUGGACCUAUAGCCUUUGAUUUAGUUGGACCUAGUGGAGCAUCACAAGCAAUAGGUUUUAUAUUAGGAAUCUUCUCUGUUCCACUGUCUGUGGGACCACCUUUAGCAGGUUUAUUGUAUGAUUCUUUAGGUUCUUAUAAAAUUGCUUUCCAUGUAUCUGGGAUACCUCCUAUAGUUGGUGCUUUAUGUAUGUUCUUUAUACCUAGAACUAAACAGAAUUACCCAGCCGUUACAGAAGUAGAAGAAUUUGCAGCUGUUUCUGUUCACAAUAUUCUAGAGAAUGCCUCAGAUCAAGAUCACAGAAAUUAUAAUGGUGGUGGACCGGCUGAAACAGAACUUGUAGUUAUUAAAGGUGGAGAAUUGUUAGAAAAAUUCCAAUUAGAAGAUGGUUUAGAAGAUUAUACUAAUGAGAGUGAUAAAAUGAUACAAGAUGACAAUCAAAAUGAUACCAAACACAGUAUUAGUGAGGCAUAGUUCCUAUAACAUGACUUUAAAGAUAAAGAUAUGUUGUUAAAAGUUGUGUUAGAGAAUAUUUAGGGAUUUCUGCAUUCAUUAAGAAAAGUAUAUUACAAGUUUUUAAUUUUUAACGGGGAUGAUUUCUGUUUGUUUUAAAUGGUAUUAUGAAGAAAUAUGAAGUAUGAGUUGUGUGCAUGAUGCAGAAGAAGACGAUGCUUUGAGCACUUGAUAUAUCAAAGGUCUAGCCUGUUCCUGUAAGUUUACUAAAAAGUUCAUACAUUAUAAUGUAUAUUGUUUACAUUACCUUUCUUUUAAGAAUCGCAUAAACACCAUCUAAAUUUUCAUAUUUUUUUAUUUGGUUGUUUACUCCAUUUUCACCUAACAACAGGUGCAUGAAAAACGCAUUUUGGGUCUGUAUAUAGUUGACCUCUAUUUAACAGACAAUCGAGUAUCUGUAUCAUAAAAGUGGUAGGUUGGAGAUGACCAAUUACAACCUGUGCAUUACUGAACGCACUCUAUAACAAAAUUUUAGACCAAGAGGCAGUGUAAUCAACUAAAAGAAAUAAAACACAGGUAGCUAACCCAGUAACCUGAAUCAAUCAAAAUCCAAUUUCUAUAUCAUAGCUGGCAUUAUUUUAUAUAAAUCAUCAAUAUUGAAAAUAGAAUUAAAGAUACAUUAUGUAAGAUUCAGAUAAAGAGCUAAAUAUUCUUGCUAUAAUAGUUCGAAAAUAGUUAAUGUAAAAUGAAUAAUUUGAACAUUUCAUUCGAAUUACUUUAUUGCGAGCAAAGAUAUUAGCCUUUGAAGGUUUGACAAGACGUGUGUAAUAAUUUCAACCACUGUACUGGUUGUUCGAAGCUAAGUCUCGAGGCUCUAUUUUUAAAAUAAAUCAAAAUAUGGCUGAACCAUUCUAAUCUAUUUAAAUAAUAUCGGAGAAAUCCAAUGACAUCGAGAGUUGAUUAUUGUCUGGGUAAGCUAAUUAAUGUCUAAUUAAUAAUUUAGAUAACAUUUCAGACCUAAAGAAAGACUUGCAAUAGGCAUAUUUAGCUCUUGCUUAAUGUAUGUUUAUAAGAGAAUGUGUUUAUUGGCUUUUGAAACAAAUUUCAAUUUGGAAUCACGUAAGUUAGUCGUUAGUGCCUGUAUGUGUGUAAGAGAGAGGGAAAUGGGGUUUAAUGUCCACUUGAUACAAACCAGUUCAUUUCAGGACCAACAUGGUUCAAUUUUAUUUCAAUAAUUUGCUUGUGUGUAGGGGUCUUUAGCAGUGCGAGAAAACUGGAGGACCUGGAGAAAACCCCCAAGGUUGGACAGGCGACCCUACUCCUUGUCACGUACAAGCGGGUAAUCCAAACCACGCCACUUGUAUUGAACCAUUCGGCCAUACAACCUCCUGUGCCUGUAUGUAAUUUGGUGCUUAACAUAUAUUCAUGUUUAUUACUACAAAUACUAUUUGCGUUGAGAUUAUGAUAAAUGGCAUUAUUACAUACUAUAUAAUUAUUUCAGAUUUUAUAAUUUAUUCGUAUAAUUCUAUUACUCAGGUCGUACUUUCAAAAUGAAAUGUAUUGCAAUUCCAUGCCCCAUUAGCAUGGCAACAGGCAUUAUUACAGAGUUUAAAUAUGGUACUACUGUUUAAAAUAUAAUAUAUUAUUAUAUUGUUGUUUAUUUAAUCAUUUAUUUUCAUAUACAUUUUUAAUUGCUUUGUCUUUGUACAAUACACUCUCCCUGUUUAGUGCUGUACACCUUCUAAUGAAUUGUUUCAAUAAUUUAAUAUUGUAUUAACAUAUUAUAAUGUGAAUACCUUGUAAAUGAUAAAAUGGUGUAGAACUAUGCAUUCUUUAAAGGACAAUAUUGGUGUCAGUCAAUAUCACAUAUGUGAUAGAACUGGUUAAACACUUUCCAAAUAUAAUUUUAACACAGAGAUCAUUGCUAUGAUAGAUGUGUUAUAGAGAUUUCAAGGAAGGGAAGUUAUGAAUGCAAAAGAAAGCACACGUUAUCCUUCUAUAUAAAUGACUGAAGUGACCAGUGAUAACAGAUACACGUGCGAAUUUCUGAUCACUAAUAAUUCCUACGAAGACCAAAAGUUGUUAUGUUAUCAAUUAAGUACCUGUAUAUUUUUAAUAAUUGCCACCAAUACCCAUUUUUGGUAACUAAAUUUUCCUCACUUUAUGAAAAUAAACAACUUUAAUAAAUUGAAGUAUUUGUAGGAAAAAGUCCUCCUGUGGGUCUUUUUUUACUUUCUUCAAUAUAAUGUGUCCAUUAUCUAAUUUAUGUAUUUAUUAAAGACACAUAGAGAACAUAGUUUGUCAUACAGCUGUCCUGCAUGUCAUAUACAGUUAAUAAGAAAAUGAUACUAGAAUAUUACUUAAGUAUUAUAACAGGGUCAUAUUUUAACAACAGUGGACUAUAAACCAUUCAAAUGUUAUCUAUAUCAAGUAGACGAACCAAUUUGAGAGUUCAUAUUUUACAGUAAUUUUAAGUCAAAUUGACCUAUAUGUGCACAAACUUCAUUUUAGACAAGUAGGGUUAAUAUUUCUUGACAAAUAUAUUUUUCCCAGGUAUAUGAAAAUUGGAUUUUCUCUUCAUGUGAUUGGUGAUUUGUUCUUAAAAUCUAAUUUUAAUAGCCCCUAAGGCCCCUAAGGAGAGGGGUGGAAUUUGGGAGGAAACAGAGUUAGAGGAACUAUAUACUGGGAAAGACUAUGAAUAUAUAUCAAAGGAAAUACCAAUAUACAGAACUAUAAAGGAAAUCAUGACUUAAAAGUUCACAACAAACACCUGCUCCAGACUUAAUUUUAUUUGUGACUAUUCAGUUAUUGACCUUAGAAAUGCUUGUGCUCCUGGUGGCUUUUGAUAACUGUGGCUAUGACAGUGAAUGUGAUCGCAAUCUUUUCUAGGAUAGGUCAUUGGAUUACAAUUAAUAAAGCCAUUUAGUUUCAUAAAUUGUUCCAAUUAUCACCACUGUAAAGUAUAAUGGGAUCACAAGCAGAAAAAAUGUGAUUAUUCAUUUGGAAAUUUGUUGAAACCAACUGCAACAUAUCGGUUUAUAAACAAAAAUAUGAAGCAUUUUGUAUCUUCACAUUCAGCUAAUAACUAUGUACUUUGAAUAGUUUAAUUCAGGAGCCUAUUCCGAAAGGAUGCUAACUAAGGGGUAUGAAAAAAGCUUAAAGAAAAUAAGAUUAUUAUGUUUUCAAGCGCAGAUGAAGAUCAAGUUAGGAUGUUUGUAACAAUUUUACCCAAUUCACUUGAUUUUACAUAAUUUUACCUCAUUUUAUACAUAAAAUUGAUUCAGCUUUAUUGCAGAAUCUGUACAUUUAGAUUUUCAGAUAUUAUUAUUUAAUUUUAUCAGUUAUUAAAAUUUUUUUUAAAUUAUCCAAAAUGUUUAUCAUCAUUUUAUUGAGAGGCUACUUGUUUGCAGUUUCUUGAAAACAUUAUUCUUAGACUGUCUUUUUUAUUCAGGAAAUUGAACAAUGUUAUCACAAAAACAUAUUCUCUGUUAAAAUCUAAAAAAAUC